GAAGACGGAUUAUAUUUGACGACGCAUGAAAGUGCGCUUGCCGUUGUCGCGACAUCGAUGAAGAAGGCAAGAUUGCUGCUUGAUACUUUAAUCAUCAACUCGUUCAUCGGUGGUGUGUUCUUCACAAGUGGCGGAAUGCUACAUGUUAUGUUAUACUCUGAUUCUCCUCAACUUCUCGACGUGAAUCCGGGAGUCUUGUAUUUGAUACAAGGUCUCGUCUUCCCAAUAGGACUUUUUUUCGUCGUGAUCAUGGGUGUGGACCUAUUUAACUCCAAUAUCCUAUUUUUCUCCGUUGGUGUUGCUCGAGGUGCGGUUUCAAUACUUGAUCUAAUUAUCUCCUGGUUUGUGAGUUGGUGGCUCAAUUUGGUGGGAAAUAUUUUCGUAUGCUAUAUCAUUUGCAACUUUUCAUCUAUCUCGUCUCUGCCUUCAUGGGUGACCGGAUCCAUCGCUAUUCUCAAUGAGAAACUCGAAUUCAAUUUUGUGCAAACUCUAAUAAAAUCUAUGGCUGGGAACUUCUUCGUAUGCCUUGCUAUUUACAUGCAACUAAUGGCGAAGCCUAUCCAUGUCAAACUAAUUUUGAUGACUUUGCCCAUCUUCGUGCUCGUCAGCUUGGGCUUUACACACGCUGUUGCAGAUAUGUUCUUAAUCAUCAUUGGCUUAAUCAAUGGCGCUCCUACAAAUGUGGCAACUGUGGCUUGGAAAUUGUUCUUGCCUGGUGCGCUUGGAAACAUCAUCGGAGGCGCUUUCUUUUCUUUAAUUGUACCUUUCUAUUUACAUAUUGUUGCUGUGGAGAGGGAUCAAAGAAAGUUGCGUUUGCCAAGAUACGAAAUGAGAGAUCAACAACCAGAAAUCAAUCAAGAUUCAAGAGUCGUGCGUGGUAGGCCGGAAGAAGAGAGCGAAAGUACUGAAUCGGAUACCGGAGCCGAUGAUAAUGAUGCUAGUAUAAAGUCACCUAGAGAGAGCGGGUACAUUUCUGACGGUGCCUCUAUUCGAUCCCCAAGCAUUAUGAGCCGGAGGAAAGUCUUGCUGCGGCGUUCCCCUUCGAAUGUCUUCCCUGUGUAUGGUAUGGGGCCCCCUCGUGAAAGGGAACAAUCGAUAGCC
This is a messenger RNA of Metschnikowia bicuspidata var. bicuspidata NRRL YB-4993, 1101 nucleotides long. RefSeq lists its product as uncharacterized. Lineage: Eukaryota; Fungi; Ascomycota; Pichiomycetes; Serinales; Metschnikowiaceae. The annotation marks the transcript as partial. Gene Ontology annotation, molecular function: high-affinity secondary active nitrite transmembrane transporter activity. The record is from RefSeq and is a predicted model, not a curated record. Gene Ontology annotation, biological process: nitrite transport; transmembrane transport. Gene Ontology annotation, cellular component: membrane. The transcript has a single exon.